This is a messenger RNA of Girardinichthys multiradiatus, 741 nucleotides long. RefSeq names its product protein shisa-9-like. NCBI's taxonomy places the organism in Eukaryota, Metazoa, Chordata, Actinopteri, Cyprinodontiformes, Goodeidae. Gene Ontology annotation, biological process: regulation of short-term neuronal synaptic plasticity; regulation of AMPA receptor activity. The record is from RefSeq and is a predicted model, not a curated record. Bases 43 to 741 code for a protein of 232 amino acids. Gene Ontology annotation, cellular component: AMPA glutamate receptor complex; dendritic spine membrane; postsynaptic membrane. The transcript has 3 exons.
CCUGUUACUUUUCCGAACUGAGACACUGCAAGAAAUUGGAGUAUGUCCAUCAUGGCCGCUUCGAUGUGUUCACUCUUGUUAAAUUUUUCACUGGCCAUGUUACUAGGCCUGACUACCCUGAGCGGACUGAACUCAUGGCCAUCAGGUCAAGUUUCAGCACAGGCAUCUUCCAACAACCAGACCACAGAAUCUCCUGUUUUACCAGAGGCAGCAUUGGCAAUACCAACACCAGAUCCACAGUUACAAACAGAUUCAACCAGUGGGAACCGCUGCUGGGGGUACUAUGACGUCAUGGGCCAGUGGGACCCACCAUUUAACUGUAAUGCAGGCAUCUACCUGUUCUGUUGCGGUUCCUGCUUCUACCGCUUCUGCUGCCAGUUCAGAAUCCACAGUUUAGACCAGACCUCCUGUUCCAACUAUGAUACACCUGUAUGGGCGAACACCGGGAAACCAGGAGUACCUGUCACAGAGGUCCAUCAGGAACCAGAUCGGGAUCGAACCCACAUGAUCGUGUACAUUAUCUGUGGGGUGGUGGCCAUCAUGGUGCUGGUGGGGAUUUUCACAAAACUCGGACUGGAGAAGAGCCAAGGAGGUCAAACAGACAUGACAAACUCAAGGACCCUGACGGAGCUUCUGAAGCAACCAGGGGAGGCAGGAGUGGUGGAUGGAGCUGGAAUUCAUCAUCCUAUAGGAACAAACGGCAUCACCGCCAGAGCAAUGCGCUCCAACAAUGGUUCAUAG